Messenger RNA from Prorocentrum cordatum, 1261 nucleotides. The record is from the annotation of a GenBank genome assembly. Lineage: Eukaryota; Dinophyceae; Prorocentrales; Prorocentraceae.
AGCAAUUGGGCUCGAGCUAUCAAGCAACGUAAGCUCAAGCCGGUGCGUUUGGCAUCGUCAGGUGGCAGCUCAUUCGGAGCCCUGCUUUCGAAAACUUCGCGACCGAUUUUGGCGCAAGCGCGUUCAAUGGCUGAGGAGCAGACAUUUGUGACAUCACCUCAGGGAGAUUUCCGUGUGCAGCGGCGUCGGGUCGUUGGGUUUCAUUUGUCCCGCUGGAUUUGUGCACUCUUUAUCGCAGUAGGAUUGGUCGGCGCUGGUUAUUUCGUAGCAUGUAGACUGGACAGAGCGUUUGACAGGGCGGCCAUAAUCGACAGCGAAGAUAGAAGUACUUUCUUGAACACACUGGACGACACCGCUUCAACUCUGAAUUACAGCUCUCGGAACGGGUCGGAGAUUUCCAGAGAAAAAACCGAGAUUUCCAGGCUGCAUGUCCCUGCAGAGCUGAUGCCACCAUUUCUAAAGUAUCUCGACCCUGAUGACCCCGACUUUUCAGAAUUGAACAGGCGGUGCUUAAAAGAGUCCUACGGAAAGACGGCUGGGCCUGGCAAAGGAGGAAUCCGGACAUGCAGCCCGAUUAGAUUCAGUGUUCCAAUGUCCGUCUAUACCCUCAUAGAUAAGUGGGACACGGAAGCAUGUGCCGAUGGGCCUAACACAUCAUGGUUUUCGUUCAACGUGAACAUGUCCACAAAGCAGUAUUACAAUGCCGCGGCGAUAUGCUUGGAGUGGCCAAACGGGGAUCCGGAUGCGAAAACACAGCUUGGGACGUGUGGAGUGGAAGCGAACAUGGUUGGCAUUGUGGGCCAGGGUUGGCCUGUCGACUGCAAGGUGCCACCCUCUGGCCAAACGCCGCCACCCGACGAUCUGCAGCUAAUCGGAGGGCCUUGGUGCGACUCGUGCACCGUCUGCGCACUGGACCCGGUCGACAUAGCAAAGUCUUCGUGCUACCCCUCUGCGAGGAGGCUGGGCUCCACGGACACGUGGUCUCCGCCGGUUGUCGGAGGCGCCCCGUGAGGCCCAGGAGCCAGAGCCGCUCGUGGAGGUGUGUGCUCCUCCUGCCCUUCCCGAGCUUCACCUGUCCUAUCCAUUGCGGCGGCCAGGAUGUACAGUCGGACCGAGGUGUAAAAAUCGGGGUUGUGGAAGCUGUCGUUGGAUGUCUGAGGUUUCUCGGAAGUUGUGGCUCCCUCCUGGAGGUCCAGCCUCAGAAUGUUUUCCAGCAGCUGCGCCUCGCCGAGAGCGUUCCUGGGGUGCCCGAAUCGUCCCG